AUGGGAAAGAUUACGCAAAAGGUAUUCUCAUGUGUCCAAUUUGUGACUAUUUUUUGUCUGUCACCAUCAAUCCUCCGUGUCAUAAGGGAAUCCCGCAAAGUAGCGGGCAGGAUGCGUGAUCUACAAGAAGAGUUGCAUCGAGCUGAAAUUACAACCAAAAAUGCUGUGAUGAGAUUUGGUGAAAAUAUACCUAGUAUAUUGGAGGUUAUCAACGCUAACUCUCACAGGUUUGAGCAUCUACCAAGGGGCCCGAUCGGAAUGUAUAUGAAAUUACGUGAUCGAAAAUGGACGUUUGCGGUUGAAGAAGCGACGCGCCGUUUGUUGACUUCUUUUGUGUUCCAUUCGAAACGUGACCAUCAGGCUUCCGAGAGGUUAAUGAGAGCAAACCGUAUACCGGGAGCCUUGCCAAAUGCUAUUUUUACCAAGUUCACGACGCCCCCACAUGAUGUGAGGAAGAAUGAGCCGUCAUCGGAUUGGGACACUAUCCUCAGAGUUAUCGAAAUAAGCGAUAAUGUUGUUAGGAACGUUCUGAUUGAUAUGGCCUCCAUAGAAGCUACAGUGCUCUUGCAUUCUGAUCAGGAUGCUAGAAGAAUCAUGGACGGCAAUGGCUCUUGA
Molecule: messenger RNA, 615 nt
Organism: Cylicostephanus goldi
Lineage: Eukaryota; Metazoa; Nematoda; Chromadorea; Rhabditida; Strongylidae
Source: the annotation of a GenBank genome assembly